AUAUUUUUUGCGGGUGUUGGAGAAACUUCGCCUGCGUCGGAGCAACUGCAUCGACCUUUUUCUUACAAACGUGAACCGGGUUAGAUAGAAGCUUGCGUCGAAGCUUGGAGUCGUGGAGGACAGUGACUCAUCGUCUUGUUUAUUUGCACUGGCUUUGCGCGAGUCUGUACACAAAGUCGCGCCCGCUGCUGUCGACUUUUCAGUACCAGCACAGCACAUAGCACACAAUGAAGGCUUCGGCGUCUCUCAGAAGUCUACGCCUGAGGCAGGCAAAGGCACCUUUGCUCAGCCGGAACAUUCGUUCUUUUUCAUCCUCGCCACGCAGUUUCGACGAAUCCUCGGAACAAAAUGGACUCAACAAAGUCUCAAGAACAAUCACACAGCCCAAAUCUCAGGGCGCAUCACAGGCCAUGCUGUACGCCACAGGAUUGAGCGAGACCGAUCUGAACAAGGCGCAGGUCGGUAUAUCAUCCGUUUGGUACUCGGGCAAUCCAUGCAACAUGCACUUGAUGGAUCUGUCCAACAUCGUGAAAAAGGGUGUAUCCGACUCGGGACUGGCGCCCAUGCAGUUUAACACCAUUGGCGUAUCUGACGGCAUAUCGAUGGGCACAACGGGCAUGAGAUACAGUUUACAAUCAAGAGAAAUCAUCGCCGACUCGAUAGAGACAGUGAUGAACGGACAAUGGUACGAUGCCAACAUCUCCAUACCAGGUUGCGACAAGAACAUGCCGGGUGUGAUCAUGGCCAUGGGUCGCGUAAACAGACCCUCGAUCAUGGUGUACGGAGGCUCAAUAGCCCCCGGGUGUGCCAGAACCCAGAACAAUGCGGACAUCGACAUCGUCUCCGCCUUUCAGGCCUACGGCCAAUUCAUCACGGGCGAAAUCGACGAGGAGCAACGCUUCGACAUCAUUCGCCACGCGUGUCCCGGCUCAGGCGCCUGCGGCGGCAUGUACACCGCCAACACAAUGGCAUCGGCGAUCGAGACCUUGGGUAUGACGCUCCCAGGCAGCUCAUCGAAUCCAGCCGUAUCCAAAGCCAAACAACUCGAGUGUCUGGCCGCUGGUGGUGCGAUCAAGAAUGCUCUCAACCUCGACCUCCGCCCCCGCGACAUCAUGACACGCGAAGCCUUCGAGGACGCCAUGGUCGUAGUCAUGAUUACCGGAGGCUCCACCAACGCGGUGUUGCAUCUCAUCGCCAUGGCCGACGCCGCCGGCGUCAAACUCACUAUCGACGACUUCCAGCGCGUCAGCGACAAGACGCCAUUCCUCUCCGACCUCAAACCAUCAGGGAAAUACGUGUUCAACGACCUCCACAACAUAGGCGGUAUCCCCACACUCCUCAAGUUUUUGAUCAAAGAAGGCGUCGUCAAGGGCGAGGGUAUGACAAUCACAGGUCAAACACUCAAGAAGAACGUCGAAUCUGCGCCAGAUUUCCCGUCCGAUCAAACGAUCAUCAAGCCGUUCUCCAAUCCGAUCAAGGAGACUGGACACAUCCAGAUUCUACGCGGCAGUCUCGCGCCAGGAGGCAGCGUGGGCAAGAUCACAGGUAAAGAAGGUCUACGAUUCGUAGGCAAAGCCAAAGUCUACGACGCGGAAGAUUUGUUCAUCGAAGCUCUCGAGCGAGGCGAGAUCAAGAAGGGCGAGAAAACGGUGGUGGUGAUCCGGUACGAAGGACCCAAGGGUGGGCCCGGUAUGCCUGAGAUGUUGAAACCCAGUUCCGCGAUCAUGGGCGCGGGUCUGGGUAAAGACGUCGCGUUGAUCACUGAUGGGCGAUUCAGCGGUGGUUCGCACGGGUUCUUGAUCGGGCAUAUCGUGCCGGAAGCCAUGGAGGGUGGACCGAUUGGUUUGGUGAGGGAUGGUGACGAGAUUGUCAUUGAUGCGGAGACGAGGAAGUUGGAUGUCAGUGUUGAUGAGGCGACGCUUCAGCAACGAAGGGAGGAGUGGCUGAAGAAUAAGCCUAGUCCUAGGUAUACGAGGGGUGUGCUGGCGAAGUAUGCUAAGCUUGUGAGUGAUGCGAGUCAGGGAUGUAUUACGGAUAAGGAGGAGUAGCCUUGAGGAAACUUUUGAAAAGGGCCGUGUUACCAUACCACCUUGCAUACUCUGGAUGGGAUUGUACCAAGGCGCGACGGAUAUAGGGUCUCGUGUUCGGCAUAUACUACAUUAGGAGAGGCUUCACGAGCAGCUAUUUUGGAGUCAUGAGGAUCGUCCGAUGAGGAAGGUGAGGACUGACGAAUGAGGUUUACCCCUUGCCUUUAGUCAUGCCUGAUUCAUGUCCGCUACAUAAGAACCUCCGGAUAUGUGCCGCUGAUGUAUUUACUGUAGCACGUUUCAGGCCUGUACUCGGAGUUGCAGCGCUCUUGAGCAGGGCAAUCCUGGCUCCGGCUACAUGUGGAUAGAUAUGGAUACAUAGAAGAACACAUCCAUCUUGUCCGGCCUGAGAUAUCUCCAGAAUUCCUUGGUAAUAAUGCAGUCAGCAUGUACGGAUCUUA
Messenger RNA from Exophiala viscosa, 2488 nucleotides. RefSeq names its product mitochondrial dihydroxy-acid dehydratase. The transcript is spliced from 2 exons. Gene Ontology annotation, biological process: branched-chain amino acid biosynthetic process. Gene Ontology annotation, cellular component: mitochondrion. The coding region runs from base 228 to 2048 and encodes 606 amino acids. The record is from RefSeq and is a predicted model, not a curated record. Gene Ontology annotation, molecular function: dihydroxy-acid dehydratase activity. NCBI's taxonomy places the organism in Eukaryota, Fungi, Ascomycota, Eurotiomycetes, Chaetothyriales, Herpotrichiellaceae.